Molecule: messenger RNA, 1236 nt
Organism: Penicillium diatomitis
Lineage: Eukaryota; Fungi; Ascomycota; Eurotiomycetes; Eurotiales; Aspergillaceae
Exons: 4
Coding region: 1-1236 (411 amino acids)
Biological process (GO): polyketide metabolic process
Source: RefSeq, a predicted model, not a curated record
AUGUUCAACGACAUCAGCCUGCCUCCACCCCCACUUCCAGCCUCGGAGCGAACUCAAUUAGCACCGGGGAUAGCGAGAUUACUCCCUCUGUCGCGCCGGGGUUAUGGGCCCGGACUGAUCCUCCUUGGUCCAGAUACAGACCAACCUACUCAAAUCGUCGAUGGGGUCCCGUCUCAUCUAGUCAAGUGGGCUGAAGAAGGGUACGCUGUGGUUGAGAUCCAGCGGCAGGCGUUGGUGGACCGUCCGGAAGAGGCGCUCACCCAAGCUGUCGAAGCGCUAGAAGCCUGCGACAAAUGCAUUCCGAAAGACAAAAUUGGCCUGAUUGCGUACGAUUAUGAAUCAUGGAACCAUGUGGUCUCUGCCUUGACGACCAUUCCCGCCAUCGUGGCGGGUGUCAUUUUUGGCAGUCUGUCUAGCAGCCCAGUCUCAGAAUCUGCCGGUCUCCCAAUCUUGCAACAUCUGGCCGGGAAAAAGCCAGACACACCUUCUCAAAACGAUGGCCUCAAAGUUUUCUACUAUCCAAAUGCCAAGUCGCAUCGAUUUGCAACGCCGUUUCAAGACGAGUUUGACUACUGGGCAGAGUCUGUCUCGCAUACGCGCACACUGCAAUUUCUCAAACCUUUCCUGAAUGGCCCUUAUUUCGACUUGGAACAUAUUUGGGAAGAACAUACAUAUUAUGAGUUUGCCGAUCGAUCGGUCGAUCAUACAAUGAGUACUAUGGUUGAUCAGCCUUAUGUCAAUCAUGUUCCUACGUUGACGGGUGGGAUUGGACGCGAGCGCUUGCACAACUUCUAUUUGCACAGCUUUAUCUUCAACAAUUCAGAUGAUACCGAUCUCGAACUCAUCAGUCGAACAGUGGGCAUCGACAGAGUGGUGGAUGAAUUCAUUUUCAAGUUCACUCACGACAAGCAACUUGAUUGGCUGCUGCCUGGAGUACCCCCAACCCACAAACACGUUGAGGUUCCAUUUACAGCUGUGGUCAACAUUAGAGGAGACAGACUGUACCACGAGCAUAUCUCGUGGGAUCAAGGCUCGGUGCUUAGACAGCUUGGCCUGUUGCCAGACUACUUGCCUUAUCCUUAUGCCUUACCCGAUGGCACUCAGCCGGCCGCAGGGAAGCGCUUCGAGUAUCGAGUACCAGUGGCAGGAGUCGAGUCCGCGAACAAGAUGAGAGACCACCAUUCGAUCGCAUCGAAUCAAAUGUUUGGGUAUCGGCUGCGCGAGGUACCCGAAUGA